GGUUUUCUUCAAACCCUUCUCGAGCCCUAGUGAGCGCCAACCUCCUCGCCGCCACCGCCUUGCAGAGCCCUCCCGAAUGCCCACCUCUUCCCUACUCUCCUAGCCGUCACCCCCCGUUGGUCUCCGUCGUCGCCUUCCUCCCCAUCAUUACGGCGUCGGCCAUCCCCUCUCCAAUCUUCCUCAGGUGCGUUCUUUCCCACGGAUUUCUUUAACACUGACCUCCUCUCUGCUCGCCUCGCCACCACCUCCCACCGGUCUCCGCCGUCAUCUGCCUCCGCUUCCCACAUCUCCGAAAAAGAAAAAGAAAUCAAAAGUGUGGGAUUGUGUGAACUCGAUUGAGGCUUCUGAGGAGGGAAAGAACAGGGGAAAAAGUGAAAGGUCACUAUGGCGGGCAAGAAGAGAAAGGAACAGCAGCAACAAACCCUACGUCACCGGGAGGCUCUCGAUGCCGACGAUUUUGUUGUCUCCAAGAAGCGUGCUCGCCCUCCGAAAGACCGCCAACACCAGCGAGAAGACAAGUUGAUCUCUUCUGAUCUUAGCUCCAAGAUCCUAAAGGAAGCCCUCCAACAGCAAAAGGAAAUCCUUCAAGAAGACGAAGAGCGGAACCCCACUCCCUUCUCCGCCGUCUCCGGCGACCCCUCCGCCGCGUUCGACAGCGACACGGAAGACGUUGAUGGCUUCGAUGGGUUCUCCGAGACACAGAGCCAGUAUGAUGUCGGCGAGGUCGAAAUCGAUGAGGAGGAUGAGAAGGUUUUGGCGGCGUUCAUGUCCAGUAGUGCUGGUCCCCAGCCAACACUGGCGGAUCUCAUCAUUCAGAAGAUCAAAGAAAAGGAUGCCACGGUUACCGAAGCACGACCCCUUCCUAAACUGGACAGUGGUGUCAUAGACCUAUACAGGGGGGUUGGCAAGCUGUUAAGUAGGUAUACGAGUGGGAAAAUUCCUAAGGCAUUUAAACACAUUCCAGCACUAGAAUUUUGGGAAGAUAUAUUAUAUUUAACAGAGCCAGAACAUUGGUCUCCAAAUGCAAUGUAUCAAGCAACAAGAUUAUUUGCUUCAAAUUUGAGUGUGAAGAAAGUCCAGCAUUUCUACAAUCUUGUUCUACUCCCACGUGUGAGGGAGGACAUCAAAAAGAAUAAAAGACUGCAUUUUGCUCUAUAUCAGUCACUGAAAAAGUCCCUCUAUAAGCCAGCUGCCUUCUUCAAGGGAAUUCUAUUACCAUUAUGUCAGUCAGGGACAUGCAAUCUUCGAGAAGCAGUUAUAAUUGGAAGCAUCAUUCAAAAAGUUUCUAUUCCUCCUCUUCAUUCUAGUGCGGCUUUGAUGAAGCUGGCAGAGAUGGAAUAUUGUGGCACGACCAGUUAUUUCAUCAAGCUAUUUUUAGACAAGAAAUAUGCCUUGCCAUACCGAGUGCUUGAUGCUGUUGUUGCACAUUUUAUGAGGUUCCUUGAGGAUGAAAGAAUCAUGCCCGUAAUAUGGCACCAAUCACUUCUUGCAUUUGUGCAAAGGUACAAGAAUGAAUUGGAGAAGAAGGACAAGGAUAAUCUUGUUUGUCUAAUUCAAUACCAGAAACAUCAUUUGGUUACUCCUGAAAUCCGUAGAGAGCUUAAAAAUAGCCGAAGUCGCGGUGAAAAGGAGGACGAUGCCAUGUCAAUAUCUUCUGUUUCCAUUAUCAAUAAACCAAUUGAGGAAGAUAGGUGGAAUUUCCCAGAAGUUCCUAUGGAGGAGGAUUAAAUGGUUAGAUGGUACGUGUCCAAUAUUUUGAGCUCAUUUGGACUGCUGCAAAGGGAAAUAGUUUGAUAACUUGCACUUGGCCGUUGAUGGUGAUUCUGUUUGUGGACUUACAAAUACAGGCAUAUGCAAGUUAAAGCCAAUUUUCAUGGGAUCCAUGCUGUGACCGGCCAUUCUUUUUUUUUUCUUAAAUGUAAUGAUGUUCAUGUUGUUGCGCUCUCCCAUCAUAAAUUAAUGCUUGUUUUUAUUUAUUUAUAAUGAAGGGCUUAUUGAGAAUGAAAUUGCUGAGGAGUUUACCCGGACCCUUAAUUUAGGCGUGCGUUCAUUUGUGAGAUUAGUGAUGCCACAUGUAAUUAUAAAGCUAAUUCUAUACUCAAUUUCCAUUA
Messenger RNA from Elaeis guineensis (African oil palm), 2111 nucleotides. The record is from RefSeq and is a predicted model, not a curated record. NCBI's taxonomy places the organism in Eukaryota, Viridiplantae, Streptophyta, Magnoliopsida, Arecales, Arecaceae.